AAAAUUCAGCCACCUUUGAGAAUUUUGACGACAUACAAUGAUUCUAUUUUAAAAACCAAACCCGAACCAAAAUAUGGAAAAAUGGAACCGAACCAGACCCGAACAACACGACCCUCGGUUUUCGGUUAUUUCGGGUACCCGUUGCAGCCCUAUUUAUGAUCAGGCAGUAUAACAAUAAUGACUUGACUGAAAGCUACAGAUCAAAAUGAGGUGUAGAUUACGAUAUCGCUCAGGAUGGACAGCAUUCCUAUUAAUAUUUAGCAUAGCUGGGGUGAUUUUAACUUACAAACAGGUAAACAAUAGUGACAAGAUUGCCACUGGACAUGGCAGCGAUGACAAACAACGCUUCAAUUUGGUGGAGUUGCGACGGAAAAUCAAACCAUAUGUGCGGCGGGGAGAGGAAUCUUUGAUUGACAAUGUUCCGUUAAUGGACGAGGAUAAAGUCAUGCAGUUACGACGUCUCCUGUAUGAUUUAUAUCCAGACAACUGGGGUACAGCGAAAGAUGCAGAUGAAAUGGCAUACACCAUCAAAGUUCAGCUUUCCGACCUCGGCUAUGACAGUGGUCUCUCUUGUAAAGACGUUGAUCUUCUUCAUGUCUCUCAAGCAAUCAAAGUGGGUGCUAAGAAAUAUGUAGAUCGUGCGAUAAUCCGUCCUCAAAACACGGAGGUAGUGAUCAAGAGCCAAGGAAAUGAUCAGGAAACAAAGAUCAAGUGCAUGAAGACGGUUUACGACGCUGAUAAAUGUCACAACAUGGGCAACUAUUUCAUGUUGCGGGAAAUUCUUCUGCUGUCUGUCCUUAAACAUCCAGGCAUCAUAGGCUUACUUGGUUUCUGUAUCCGUGGUGACAACAUAAACUAUGAUAUCAAGAAGAAGGGCUUGCUACUGGUUGUUGAGUCGGGGACCCCUGUCACUUCAAGGAUUUUGUCAUACACUCAUUGGGAAACUCGCUUGAAGUUUGCCAUUCAGUUGGCAGAGCUAUUGAAGUAUUUAGAAGAAAGUCCGCUCGGGAGUGUGGAGCUGAUUGGAGUACAGAUGAAUGAUUUUGUGAUAACAAAAAGUUUAAACCAACUUAAGCUGGUGGAUUUGGAUGAUGUCAUCUUGGAAGAAAAAACUUGUCGAAAUGAUGGAGACUGUGUAAUUCCUACAGCGUCACUAGCACGUAUUCAAUGUGAAAAUGGUCGCUGUAAGAAUUGGAAUGCCAAAAACAAUUUGCAGAAGGUGGGGGCUUCGCUGUUCCAUCAGCUGUUGAGUAACCCUCCCACGCAUAUUUCUCAUGGAAUCAAUGAACUGAAACAGAACAUUAUCCUGCUAAAUGUAACAGCCAAUCAGAUCAUUAGGAAACUUAAAGGAAUGCAGACAGAAAUAGGUCAAGCUGUUGGAGAUCAGGAGUCCAGGCAGGGUCAAGGUCAUGCCAAGGUUGAAAUAGUGCAACAGAAAAUAGUGCCAAUGGAUGAAGAUCAGCAUCGACAGGAGGAAAUAAACGCCAAUCGUGUUCUACCUGAUAAUAUGUACUCUAGCAGUGACGAUUAUCGGCGGGUGGAGCAGUCAAACUUUCCGGGUCAGUUUGACUACACCUGUCAGUCAUCCCGUGUUAUGUGGGGGUGUGUGAUCACUGUUCACAGUCUCAGCCAGGCAAAGACUUACUGCAAAGAGAACCCACCAUGUCGCGCGUUUGUCUUGUUCACCUCCAAUCCAGAUGGAGAUUCCCUUAUGACAAUGGUGGCCAAAAAUUCAAGCUCUGGAAGUCCACAGCCAAAUGUUGGAGCCACACUUUUUAUUAGGAAAACUUCAGGAAGUUUGAAUCAGAACAUUCCACAGAAAACUGUUACUAAGAAAACCACUCCUUCACCAGAGAACUUGAUAGCGGAAUGUCGAGCUCGGACGUGGAACACUAACUCAGAGGCCAGGGCUACAAGAGAGCGACGACUCAUGACUCAUUUAGGACUCAAAGGUGUAGCAGAGGACGACUGGAAACUGAAAAUAAAGAUGUCACAUAUUGUACGACACAAUGGACUGGACAAGUUUAUCAUGUCAUCUACUGUGGGAGCUCGGUUUGAGGUUGAGAUGUCAAACCUGGAGAACACAAUGAAGAAAGCAAUAUUUUUGUAUGAGAAGGGACCAUCUCAAUACCACAUGGCUCAUUUACUGCAAUAUCACCUGGACAGGAUCCUGGGGUUAUACCAGACCCCGCCCACCAUUAUAUGGGCUAUGUCUGUGUCAGAUGUGGCUGAUGUCCAAGGGGAUAAGGUAUUUGCUGAGACUCUGGGACCUCUGCUUGGAAGCAAGGAUGAAAUCAAAGUUUCAAUCAUGGAAGAAGAGGAGUCCCCUGCUUCUGGAUUACAAAAUGUUGUACGUCAGAAGACCGCUGCUCCAUUUCAGCCCCUGGUGGUGCUGGAGUUUGCAGUGGGGGCCAAACAGCCAGCCAUUGAGUGGAUGAUAUCAAAACUACAGAUGUCGGAAGCUGCCGGUGGUGCUGACCUGGAAGUUAGCGCUGUGGUGAUGACAUACAAACAGCAAACCGUGCUCUACGUGGGAGCUGGAAGUCCUCGUCUCUUGAGAGCGGCAGACUUGAUUGGACUGUGCAAGAUUUACAGAGAUGGGCGCUACCGAGAAUUCUCCAUUGAAGAUAUGGCCAACUUCAGGGGGAUGGAGGACCAUGAAAGUUUCCUGUCAAUGGCAGAGAAACAGAAACUGAUCCUUCAUGAGAUUGAGGCAGUCCGAGCAGGGGAUGAGGAAGACCACAUUCCAGGCUACGACAAAAUCACACUAUGGACGGGGAAAAGCAUUCUUAAGAAGUAUUUGAGUCGAGACAUCAUCACUAAAAUGUACCCUCUUCAUGAACCUGAGAAACUGAAAAAACUUGGCGCAGACUGGUACCAGCUAAAGCGUGUCCUGAAAGAGCAGCCAAUAGAUGACGUGCGGCACUACUUUGGAGAGAAGAUAGGACUGUACUUUGCGUUUCUUGGUUACUACACCAUUGCAUUAAUCCCACCUGCCUUCAUUGGGAUUAUUUACUUCAUCACUUCUUGGCAGAGCAUGUACAGGGAAGCCAUAUUUGCUGUGUUUAACAUAAUCUGGGCCACCAUAUUUCUGGAACUCUGGAAGCGAUAUUGUUCUGAACUUUCUUAUCGAUGGGGUACGAUUGAUAUGGUCUCGUCUACAUUUGAUGAACCACGAGCAAAUUAUUACGGCAUACAGGGUGUGAACCCUGUGACCGGUAAACCAGAACCAGUUUAUCCGAAGUGGAAGCGUAAUGUUCGUUUCUACUGUGUGACGGUUCCCGUGGUGUCUGUUUCCUUGGCGAUUGCGUUCUACAUCAUGUUGGGCUACUUUGCAAUGCAGGACUGGGCAAAUAAGAAAUAUGCCUCGGAGAAAUCAUGGAUGAACUUCUUGGUGUUGAAUCUUCCCACAGCAAUCUAUGCAGUGCUGAUUGGAAUUGUUAAUGCGAUUUACAGGAAGGUGGCUAAAAAACUCAAUGACUGGGAAAAUCAUCGCUUACAAUCGGCUUAUGACAACCAUUUAGUUGUGAAACUUAUUCUGUUUAACUUUGUGAACUGCUUUAUCUCACUUUUCUAUGUGGCCUUCUAUAUCCAAGACAUGGCAUUGCUACGAAGUGACUUGGCUGCCCUACUCAUCACCCAGCAGGUAAUAGGUCAGAUCCAGGAAGCCAUGGUACCAUUUCUCUUCUUUAAGCGAAGGAAAAGUCAGGUGAACAAGAGGAUGAAGAAGCAGGAAUCGCUGCAUAAGGUGGAGUAUUUCAAUAAAGAAAUCGAGGAGGAUGUACAGAAGCAGGCACAAGUGGAGGGUGAGAUGGAGGAAUACAUGGGUACAAUGGACGAUUACCUGGAGAUGUUUCUGCAGUUUGGUUACGUUUUCCUCUUCUCUUCUGCGUUUCCUUUGGCCGCCUUGUGGGCGUUGCUCAACAACGUCACGGAGAUUCGUUCUGAUGCGUUCAAAAUGGCAAGAGUCUUCCAGAGGCCUUUUGCUGAGUCUGCAUCAAAUAUUGGUGCAUGGCAGGUUGCCUUUGAGUUAAUUAGCGUCAUGGCAGUGAUGACAAACUGUGCUCUGAUUGGGAUGAACCCGGAAGUUCGGAAACUUCUCCCCACAGACAGCACACCUGUAAACAUCGUCCUUAUAUUCGUAGCAGUGGAGCACAUUAUACUGGCCAUCAAGGUAGCUGUAGCCUGCCUAAUACCAGACCAACCUAAAUGGGUGGAGAUUGAACUUGCUAAAACAGCCUAUCAGUCCAAGCUAGCACUGCAGGAGAAGCAUGUGAACAAAACCUUAGCUAACAAGGAGAAGAUUGAUGCUGUGCUGAAAGAGAAACUGAGUUAAUCCUAAUACGCAAGUUCCGAAUUACCCAAAAGUUAUUUCCCUUUGUCGAACUCUUUUGCAUUUUAUGACGUAUGGUAGGUACACAAUGUAUACAUUAUAUCGUAGACUGGCAUUGUACAUAACGAUUACGUACGAUUAAUGUAAUAAAAGCGUAACUUUUGUUUAUAUCAAUCACUGGUAUGCAUAUUCUGGCCAUAUCAAGCAUAAUUUGUUUGAAUAAGAUCAUCAAAUUGGCUAUUGAAUCAUUAUUCGUUUCCUCUUCUACAUGAGUGACGCUUUUAUCAAAGAAAGAUGGCAAUUAACAAUAUUUGCUUGAGCCAUUUUGUUAUCCAACACUCAUAAACUCACUAAAGUUGCCUUUUCCCUGAGAUAGGAUGGUCUCAGAAACUCUGGAUAUCAUCUUUUAAGAAAUAAUACAACAAUAGUAAUUAGCAAAUGUACCCACUGUCAUCAUAUUUUACGUCAUAAUUUAUGGAAGAGUUCGACAAAGGGAAAUAACUCUUGGGGAACUCAGAACUUCCGUAUUGUAUUAUCUCACUGAGGUCUGGAUACAAUGAAGGCAACUAGGAAUUCUGGUAGACAUCGAUCUUGUCCUUUGGGAUUGUUUGUAUUGUAACAGUUCAAAACUUUUAUAUAUUUUGGGACCUUCUCCCAAUGUUUUUUUUGUUUGUUUAAAUUUUUGUUGAAAAGAGGCUUUGUCUUCCAUUCCUGUAGAUUUGUAAGUCUUUACAUUAAAAAUACAAUCAUUUUCCCAAUAUCUACGUGGGCCUGUACUUAUUGUAUCAGCAGCAGUUUUCGGAUUAAUCUUGUCAUCUUACUUCCCGUGUUAUUAGCACCCCAGAUACUGCAAAUUAUUUUCUCUCAUUUAUUGUUUUUUAUUUUUUUAUUAUUAUUCUUUGUUUAUUUUUCUUAAUUGUAUGUUAUAUUUACUAGACUAUGAUAAAUGUGCAAUAUACUAUGGGUAUGGUGUAAUUAUAUAUUUUCACUGUAAGUGUGUGGAACUAUUUGUUUUAACCUGUGGUUUGUUUGUUAUAAUAGUUCCCUUACAUAAAGUUGCAGAAGUUUACUUGGCCAUACAUGUCUAACCACCAAUCAAUGUUGAAAAUAGGGGGUCAGGGAAAGAGGCCUACAAACUUCGGGGUCAAAAGGUCAAGGUCAUUAAUAAGUGAAACAGACUUGCAGACAGAAUCAGGGAGCUUUAUCAUCAUGUACUGGAAUGGUGUCUGGUUGGACCAGAAUGACAUCACAGGUCCAAAAAUUGACGCUUGGGUUACUAUGGUACAUAGAAAAGGAAUAAGAAAAAUGUUUUCAAGAACCACUAGGGUAAGAGUACAUGUCAUAGACUAUUAUGUAAUGUAGAUUAUUAAUUCCAUACUCCUCAAGGCAAGGGUGGGGCCAUCAUGAGAUCACAAAGUUUUACUUGAGAAUAUAUUUGAAUUUUUUUUUAUUCUCAACAUCAACAAGAAUUGAAAGGUUACAAUUGUCAGAUUGAUAUGCAAGCAUCCUCAUGUGGUGUAGAUUCAAUUUUUUUCAAGUCAUGACCUUGGGUUUGGACCGGGUAUUACAGCGGGCUUAGGAUACAUGUGUAUGUGGGACUCGGGUGAGCAUUGUGGGUCAAAGGCAUCUUGUUUUAGUUAUUACAUGUAUCGGUAAUUAUCAAUUUGUAAAAUGCUUUGAAACAAGCAAGUUUGACAAUUCUAUGCACAAAAUGGAUUCUGUUUGUAAAAUCUGUUUAUUUAUUACUUUAUUAUGUACUGUACUAGAAAUUAGUUUUAUUUAGUUUAUUAUUUAUUAGUACCAUUAUUUUGUUAACUAACAUAAAAUCAAUAAAUUUUCAAAUUCAGUAAAUUUUUCUUAGUUUUGUUCAGGUUAAAUGAGUUUAUACACAUAGGCACCGAAGAUUUUUCAAAUGGUUUGCAUAUACCAAGCAAGAAUAGCCAUUUUGUCAUGAACAUGUUGUAAUUGCAAACAGUGCAAAAGAAUCUCGAUAAAUAUAUUACAUAAAUUCUAACGGCUGUGAAUUUCAACAAUAGAAUGUAAAUAUAAAAUGUUUUUGAAAACACACAAGGGUAUGACUUGCAAUGCCUCGCACUACAUGCUCUUCAUGAAUAAUGUAUUUUUAAAAUUUCUUAUAUAUAAUAAACACAAAUUGCAACA
Molecule: messenger RNA, 6493 nt
Organism: Ostrea edulis (European flat oyster)
Lineage: Eukaryota; Metazoa; Mollusca; Bivalvia; Ostreida; Ostreidae
Exons: 21
Coding region: 206-4336 (1376 amino acids)
Biological process (GO): chloride transmembrane transport
Cellular component (GO): plasma membrane
Molecular function (GO): chloride channel activity
Source: RefSeq, a predicted model, not a curated record